Messenger RNA from Knipowitschia caucasica, 1212 nucleotides. NCBI's taxonomy places the organism in Eukaryota, Metazoa, Chordata, Actinopteri, Gobiiformes, Gobiidae. The record is from the annotation of a GenBank genome assembly.
AUGUUUUGCAGAGGGCUUCUUCUUCUCGGUGUCCACCUGUGUGUGGCUGUGGUCUCAGUUCAAAGCCAGGGGUCUCAACAGGACAAUUUCAUAAUACAGUAUUUGGAGCGCAGACUGGCACAGAUAGAGGAGCGUUUGACCCAAUGUGAACAAAGCAGCACGAUGGCUACACAAAAAAUCUAUGAGCUUUCCUUAGAGGUGCGAAGCCACAUGUCCACUCUUAGUGGGUUUCGAUCUGAGGUAAAAACUCAAGUGGAAAGUGUCUCCACUCGGAUGGAACGUGUGGAGAGGGAGAUGGAAUAUCUGGAGAACAAGAUUCCCGCUCAGUCGGACAUCGAGAUGGAGGAGGCUCUGUUGGAGCAACAGAUCAGAGACAUGGAGCAGGAGCUGAAGCAGAAGGCCAAGAUUAUGGAGAAUGACUGUAACACAGUACUAAGCCAAAUAAAAUCUCUGAAGAUUGUAAAGAAAGCAGGAGACACUUCUGGAUCCUGGUUUAAAGACCCGUCAGAGGGGUCAAAUAAGGUGUACCUGAUGAGUGGAAUCCGUAACAAUACUAUGCGCGAGUAUGUUUCUCUGAAGAGCUUCACAGAAAAGGACAUGGGUUCAGCGGCUAAAGAGCUGCAGCUUCCAUUCCACUGGCAGGGCACAGGGCAGCUCGUCUACAAGGGCUUCCUCUAUAUGCACAAAGCAGACACACCAAAUCAGAUACUGAAGGUGAAUUUGCUGAAUUGCACGGUGGUGGACAGUACUUUACUUCCUGGAGCAGGUCAGAUCCCAGUCUAUAGUCUAAAUCCAAACACAUACAUGGACUUUGCUGUUGAUGAGCUGGGAUUAUGGGUCAUCCACGCUGAUUCUGAGUAUGAAGGAAAUCUUGUCAUUACUAAACUAGAUCAAGUGAGUCUGGCUGUAGACUUUACAUGGGACACUCAGUGUAAAAGCCGUGACGCUGAAGGAGCCUUCCUCAUUUGUGGGACUCUGUAUGUGGUCUACAACACACGCUACGGAGGACGCUCCACCGUGCAAUGUCUUUUUGAUAUUCAUGAUACGAUUCACAGCAACGAGAGUCCUGUGAUGUUCUUCCCAAAGAGGUACACAAGCCACAGCAGCAUCCACUACAAUCCAAAAGACAAACAGCUAUACGCCUGGGAUGACGGAUACCAGACUAUUUACAAAGUGGAGAUACACAAUAAUGAAGAAGUCACAGCACAAUGA